Molecule: messenger RNA, 1035 nt
Organism: Kickxella alabastrina
Lineage: Eukaryota; Fungi; Kickxellomycota; Kickxellomycetes; Kickxellales; Kickxellaceae
Product: Isoprenylcysteine carboxyl methyltransferase family-domain-containing protein
Exons: 1
Coding region: 141-998 (285 amino acids)
Biological process (GO): C-terminal protein methylation
Cellular component (GO): membrane; endoplasmic reticulum
Molecular function (GO): protein C-terminal S-isoprenylcysteine carboxyl O-methyltransferase activity
Source: RefSeq, a predicted model, not a curated record
GUUUUCACAACUCAAAUGUUUUUGAAUUUUGUUGCCUGUUGAAUUCGGACAUUUAACAUUGGAAGUAAACCAUUUUUCUCCUUCCUAUUCAACAUUUAAUUUUCCAAAAAAUAACAGCAGCGAUAUUCCAGGCCCCCAGAAUGUCAGCAAACACAAAAGACAAGGCAGAAUUCGCGUCACAACUCGGACUAUCGCGAAAUCGGCCAGCAUGCGCAGAAAAGUGGUGGACACCAGUAGUGUCCAUGGAGUACGAGACACACUCAGGACACAACAUAGCGCUGACAGCGUGCGGACUAGGAAUAGUCCUUGGAUGUGGGCUGACCAUUGCCUUGAACAACGGCUGGACAUAUAUAGGGAUAUUCGGCAUAUACAGUAUGCUGGUUCCGCUGUACCAUGUUCUUGAGUACAUGUGUGUGGCCCUGUACAAUCCCAGUCGCGUGGAGCUGGAAUCGUUCAUGUUUUCUCCCGACGGAGAGGGUUUGUAUCCUGUGGCACUGGCAGUGUCGCUGGCGGAAUAUGUGAUUGAAUGCUGGCUAUUUGCAGGCGGCGGCAAGACACCCGGUGUGAUCCCGGCUAUUGGCCUGGUAUUUGCGGUGGCUGGGCAGCUCAUUCGGACACUGGCAAUGAUAACGGCCAAGACCAGCUUCAACCAUUACAUCGCUAACCGCCGGGAGCAAGACCACACGCUCAUAACUCACGGCAUAUACAAGUACGAGCGGCAUCCGUCAUAUGUGGGCUUCUUCAUGUGGGCUGUCGGCCUGCAGCUGAUGCUCAAGAACCCACUGUCAACUAUUUUGUUUGCUGGUGCACUGAGUUACUUUUUCUGCAAGCGCGUGGCGUAUGAAGAGCGCACAUUGAGGUUUUUGUUUGGCGAGAAAUACACCCUGUACAUGGAGCAGACUUCAACAUUAAUUCCGAUUCUCCAGGUGUUUGCCAAGCCGAAAACCAUAUCUGCACGCGCUUCUUCAAGCAAAGCUAGCGCCAGUACAAAAAAGUGAGCCGCGCUGUUCGCCGCAUCGAUAUAUGUCUGGUUGU